GCAACGGCCGGGGCCGGGGCCGGGGCGGCGGCGCUGGGCAGCGGGACCCGCCGGGGAUGGGGCCGGGGCCGGGGUCCCCCGGACACGAUGCUGCUCGGCAGGAAGCUGGAGGGGCCGCUCGGAGCGGGCAGGUUUGGAGAUGGAUUAUAUGAUUCCUAUAUGAGGAUAGAUGAUUUAAGAUACCAGGAGCCUUCAAAUGAAGAACGCAGCACCUCUGGACCUUCUUCCCUUCCAAGACCUCAAGUUUCUAUCAACAAACUCAUGAUGAAGGAUCAGUCUCUGCCUGGAAAUCAGGUCAAAGUGGAGCAGUUAUUUGAGGACUCUGGCAACAAAAGGAGCAGUUCUCUCCAGAGUGCAGGAGUUUCUGGUUUAGAAAGACCUCUCCCUUCCUUGUCAAAAGAUAAAAUCGUAGACAACGUAAGCUCUUCUAGAACUGGGGGCAGAGCACUGAGAUGUCUUUCCCAAGCUCCAGAGCAGGCUGUCAAACAGUACAGGCACCAGUUAUCUGCUUAUGAGCAGCAAGAGAUAUUUAAUUUUUCUGAGAUUUACUUUGUGGGUCCAGCUGCAAAAAAGAGACAAGGAGUCAUCGGCGGCCCCAACAACGGCGGCUACGACGAUGACCAAGGCAGCUACAUCCACGUGCCCCAUGACCACCUUGCCUACAGGUAUGAAGUGCUCAAAAUCAUUGGCAAGGGCAGUUUUGGACAAGUUGCCAAAGUCUACGAUCACAAACUCCACCAACACUUGGCCUUAAAGAUGGUUCGCAACGAGAAGAGGUUCCAUCGCCAAGCGGCGGAGGAGAUCCGGAUCCUGGAGCACCUGAAGAAGCAGGAUAAAACAGACACUAUGAAUGUCAUUCACAUGCUGGAAAGCUUCACCUUUAGGAACCACAUCUGUAUGACCUUCGAGCUCUUGAGUGUGAACCUGUACGAGCUGAUUAAAAAGAAUAAGUUUCAGGGCUUCGGUCUCCAGCUGGUGCGGAAGUUUGCUCACUCCAUCCUGCAGUGUUUGGCUGCUCUUUAUAGGAACAGAAUCAUCCACUGUGACUUGAAGCCAGAAAACAUCCUCCUAAAACAGUACGGGAGGAGUGCAAUCAAGGUUAUAGAUUUUGGGUCCAGCUGCUUUGAGCACCAAAGAGUCUACACGUACAUCCAGUCUCGGUUCUAUCGGGCGCCAGAGGUGAUCCUGGGAAGCCGCUAUGGGUUGCCCAUAGACAUGUGGAGUUUUGGCUGUAUCCUGGUGGAGCUUUUGACUGGGUACCCUCUUUUUCCUGGGGAGGACGAGGCAGACCAGCUGGCCUGUAUGAUGGAACUUCUUGGAAUGCCACCCCAGAAGCUUUUGGAUCAGUCCAAGCGAGCCAAGAACUUCAUCAACUCCAAGGGUCACCCUCGCUACUGCACCGUCACGACGCACGCGGACGGCAAAGUGACCCUGAACGGGAGCCGCUCGCGCCGGGGGAAGGUUCGGGAAGCUCCAGGGAACAAGGACUGGGUGACAGCCCUGAAGGGCUGUGAUGACCCCUUGUUCAUAGACUUCCUGAAGGAGUGCCUGAGCUGGGAUCCUGCCGCGCGCAUGACUCCGGGCCAGGCUCUGCGGCACCCCUGGAUUUGUAAACGAGCACCCAAACCGCCCCCUUUGGAUAGAACCACCAACAGAAGGAUCCCCAGCUACACAAGCUCCUUCCAAGGGACGGGGUCCAGGCUGCCAUCCGUGGUUGCAGGAGCCAACAAGCUGAGGGCUAAUUUGGGAUCUGACUCUGGUAGCAAUAUUCCUCUCUGUUCCGUGCUCCCCAAACUGGUCAGCUAGUGGGGAGUUCUGGAUUUCCGGAACACGCCCCUCGUGUUCCAACUGUCCGUUCACCACGUGCAAGGAAAUUAAAUGCAGAGGUUUUUAAUGGA
Molecule: messenger RNA, 1898 nt
Organism: Pseudopipra pipra
Lineage: Eukaryota; Metazoa; Chordata; Aves; Passeriformes; Pipridae
Gene: DYRK3
Product: dual specificity tyrosine phosphorylation regulated kinase 3
Exons: 3
Coding region: 88-1806 (572 amino acids)
Biological process (GO): peptidyl-threonine phosphorylation; peptidyl-serine phosphorylation; positive regulation of cell cycle G2/M phase transition
Cellular component (GO): cytoplasm; cytoskeleton; nucleus
Molecular function (GO): ATP binding; protein serine/threonine/tyrosine kinase activity; protein serine/threonine kinase activity
Source: RefSeq, a predicted model, not a curated record